GCACACUGAUCGUGUCGCUCGACGAUUCUGUUUCUGUAUCGAUUAUUCACGGCUGUGGGCUGAUCUGAAUCGAGCUGAUCCCGGUUGAGCGCUUUUUUCCUGAUCACGAAUAGCGCUAUUAAACUCUGCAUCUGCACUGAAGGUGCAGUAGAGAGUGCCAUGCAGGAAGGAGAGGAGAGGAAGUGAGGCGAUGGGCUGCACCUCAGCCAAGCAGUUGUCAUCUGUACCCAGUGAUGAAGAGGGCCGGGGUAAGGCCUACAGCAACGGAGAUGCCUUCUCCGAUGAGUAUAAACUGAAAGGAGUUGAGAAGGUGAAGUACAUGCAUGGAGAAGAGGAGCGGGCGAACUCACGAAACCAAGAGAACUUGGAAAAGAGCACACUUUUGCACAAGGGCAGGCAUAAAGAUGCCACCGGAAAUGGUAAUAAGAUAAGUAUCCACUCUUCGGAGAGCCAGCAGGAGUUCUUCAAGAUGCUGGAUGAGAAGAUUGAAAAGGGACGGGACUACUGCUCGGAGGACGAGGAUAUGACAUAGCAUGCCGAGACGUUUGAUUCGGGCCAACAUUGAGUCAAUCCUGUCCCAAAGUUCCUUACGACUCCUUUUCAUGCCUCCUUACCCAACGGGUACUAAUCUUCAAGAGCGUGGGGUUAAAUGACUUUCAGCCCUGUUAUUCACUCCGUUUACAGUCCACACUCUCCCAAAUGUCUUACAGGUCAGUAUUUGAGACUCUUGAGGACUAGUAUUUAAACGGUAGGGGGGCACAGAAAGGCCACGGUUAAGGAGACUUGGGAUUUGGCCCAAGUUUUGAAUGGGAAAGCCAUUUUCAGACUGUUCCUCAAUCCCUUGCCUUACACUACCCAUAAGCCUUCUCCUACUCAUAGACUACAUUCAGUGGAGAGAGCCAUGCAGAG
Molecule: messenger RNA, 909 nt
Organism: Rhinichthys klamathensis goyatoka
Lineage: Eukaryota; Metazoa; Chordata; Actinopteri; Cypriniformes; Leuciscidae
Exons: 6
Coding region: 191-532 (113 amino acids)
Source: RefSeq, a predicted model, not a curated record